Messenger RNA from Fomitiporia mediterranea MF3/22, 2460 nucleotides. RefSeq lists its product as uncharacterized. The transcript is spliced from 5 exons. Gene Ontology annotation, cellular component: 90S preribosome; nucleolus; small-subunit processome. NCBI's taxonomy places the organism in Eukaryota, Fungi, Basidiomycota, Agaricomycetes, Hymenochaetales, Hymenochaetaceae. Bases 1 to 2460 code for a protein of 819 amino acids. The record is from RefSeq and is a predicted model, not a curated record. Gene Ontology annotation, biological process: maturation of SSU-rRNA from tricistronic rRNA transcript (SSU-rRNA, 5.8S rRNA, LSU-rRNA). Gene Ontology annotation, molecular function: protein binding.
AUGACGGAGGGAAAGGCAUUCUUGCAUUUCGUUUCUUCGCGGGUGAUUGAUGUAUCCGAGAAAUUGCACACAGGGAAGGACCGGGCCCUGGACGAUUUGGACUCUGUCAAGGUUUAUACCGUCAAUGGCGCAGCGUCCGGUUCGUCUUCGUCUCUCCCGGACUGGCUCACCCGAAAGCGAGUCGCAAAGAAGGGGAAGCGUGCAGUCAAAGAACAUGUAGAGGGAACCAUUGACCUCAUUCAAGAAUUCCAAUUUCCUGAGGCGAGCAAUAGAAUCAAGACUACCCGUGACGGUCACCAUGCAAUUGCAACGGGUGUAUACAAACCGCAAAUGAGGGCGUACGACCUCGACCAAUUAACACUUAAGUUCGAGAGACACACAGAUGCGGAGAACGUGGAUUUCAUAAUACUUUCAGAUGAUUGGACAAAGACGUUGCACUUGCAAGCCGACCGGUCGAUCGAGCUACACACACAAGGAGGGUUUCACUACCGUACUCGUAUACCCCGGUUUGGGCGAGCCAUUAAUUAUCAUUUCCCUUCGUGUGAUGCGCUCGUCGGAGCUUCUGGACCAGAGGUCUACCGCCUUAAUCUCGACCAGGGCCGUUUCAUGACUCCGCUGGUUUUGGAGGGAGAAGGAGGAGAGGAAGUCGCUGGUGUAAAUGCAAUUGACGUCAACCCGGCGCACCAACUUUUAGCGUUCGGGAUAGAUGGAAAUGCAAGCGUUGAGUUCUGGGAUCCGCGAUCUCGAUCUCGUGUAGGCUUAUUGCAACUUCCGCGUCAUCAACUCGCUGUGAAUGGGUCCAUUGCACCUCCUCUGCCUGGAGUUGACGAUGACAAAACAGGCAGGGGGCUUUCGGUUACUGCCAUUACAUCGCGGACAGACGGUUUGUCGUAUGCUAUCGGGACGUCUACAGGUCAUACAUUGCUAUAUGAUAUUCGAUCACCAAGACAUUACGCGAUGAAGGAUCUGGGGUAUGGGCUUCCCGUAAAGAAUGUCUCCUGGAUGGAAGGAGGGAGUCGGAUGGCGGGAGAUGGGCUAGUACUCAGUGCAGAUAGGAAGGUAAUCAAAAUAUGGGACAAGAAUAAGCCCGAGGGUAAUUUCGUGUCCAUCACACCUGCGUACGACAUCAACCAUGUGCAUCACAUACCCGCAAGCGGAUUACUAUUACUAGCAAAUGAAGGCAUUCAAAUGACGAGCUAUUAUAUUCCGCAAUUGGGACCUGCUCCGAGAUGGUGUAGCUUCUUGGACAACAUCACCGAAGAAAUGGAGGACCAGACCGUACGUAAUGUAUACGAAGAUUACAAGUUCGUCGAGAAAGACGACCUCUCUAGACUCGGACUGGACCAUCUUGUCGGAACACCUGCGCUGAAACCUUACAUGCAUGGCUAUUUCCUCUCGUUACGCCUGUAUGAUGCAGCCCGUGCGAUUGCAAACCCAUUCUUAUAUGAAGAACAUCGCGCGAAGCGUGUACAAGAGAAGCUCGACAAGCUCGCAGAAAGCCGAAUUCGUGCACGAAAGGAUAUCCAAGUACCGAAGGUGAACAAGGUACUAGCACAACGUAUACAGAAGGAAGAGGGGCGUGUAGCUCGGCACGAAGAAAAGAAGAUGGAGAGGCGGAUAAACUGUGCUGCAGCCGAGGAGACCAGAGAUGACCCGGGAGAGGCUGGUGACCUGGAGAUGGAAGAAGUGCCCACAAGGAAGCCCAAAAAGGCCAACCUACUCAAUGACCCGCGAUUCUCAGCACUCUUUGAAAAUCCAGAAUUUGAGGUCGACGAGGAAAGUAGGGAGUUCAAUCUUCUCAAUCCUUCGCUUUCUGCACAAAAGAAAGCACCAAAAACGGCUGUGGAAGAGGAAGAGGAAGAAAGCGAUCGUCGAUCUGGCUCAAUUGAAGGCAGCUCGACCUCGAGCGACGCUGGGGAAGGAAGCGGUUCUGAGGAUAGCAGUGAUGCAGGUGACUUGGAUCAGUAUAAUCCUCGUGCACGACCAGAGAACUCGGCGUCCGCCUUUCCAACCGCAUCACGCCGCCCGACAAAGCAGGUGCGUAUGGUCGCGGCGGCACCAGAGGCUGCAGGUCGCAGUGGUAGAACUCGCGCACCUGCAUUUGGUAAAGAUGCGACGUUUGGCCAGCGUCGCCAGGGAGUAUCUGCAUCGACAAUAGGGAAGGGCAAGCAUCGCGCGUCUGGUGCCUUAGCCGAUCCUGGUGGCGACUUGGAGAUUUCAUGGAUUCCUCAGCACUCAUCGGGCGCACAAGACGAAGAUGAGCCCGCUGGCGUGCGCGGCAAUUCCAAACGCAAAACGAGCAAACAAAAAGGUACGACGUUCGGUGCGGGUCUUGAACGUGGCUGGGACGAAGGAGAGGACAGACGAAGAAAAAUCAUGCCGGAGAGUGACAGACAUGGAAGGACGCAUAGAAGGAGCAACGUCAGGAGUGGCAGUAAAAAUGCAUUCCGAGGAUUAUGA